Molecule: messenger RNA, 3448 nt
Organism: Zootoca vivipara (common lizard)
Lineage: Eukaryota; Metazoa; Chordata; Lepidosauria; Squamata; Lacertidae
Gene: EGR2
Product: early growth response 2
Biological process (GO): regulation of transcription by RNA polymerase II
Molecular function (GO): DNA-binding transcription factor activity, RNA polymerase II-specific; RNA polymerase II cis-regulatory region sequence-specific DNA binding
Source: RefSeq, a predicted model, not a curated record
AUUGAUUAAAACGGGCUCUGCAAGGGACACCGACUGUUACAACAACAUUUACAGCAACUCCCGGGGCUUUGAAACAGAGCAGUUAUCAGAGGGAAGCAGAGCAAGAGCCUCUCUUUAGAUAUAGGAUUUAAACAAAACAAAACAAAACAAAAUCUAUCUACUGGAGGAGAAUCGACCCUUUUCCCUAUCCCUGCACAAUAAUUACACCACGGGCAAGACAGGGCAAUUUCCAUUGUGGAGCAAAUGAUGACCGCCAAGACGGUAGACAAAAUCCCAGUCAGUCUGAGUGGGCUUGUGCACCACCUCCCUGAAAGCAUUUACUCAGUGGAGGACGUCGCCACUACCCUGCCAGGAUCAGUGAUCAACUUUCCUAAUGGUGACUUGGGAGGACCCUUUGACCAGCUGAGCGGUGUGACAGGAGAUCAUGGCCUGAUCGACAUGAACGACAAGCGGUCCCUGGAGCUGCCGUACCCCUGCAGCGGCUUCGCGCCGCCUUCGCGCGGCCAGCCCUUCACCUACAUGGGCAAGUUCUCCAUCGACCCGGCGCAGUACCCCGGCGCAGGCUGCUAUCCGGCCGACGGCAUCCUCAACUUGGUCAGCGCCGGCAUCCUGCAGGGGGUGGCUGCCCCCUCGUCGUCGUCGUCCGCCGUCGCCUCGUCCUCAUCCGCCCCCUCGUCCUCUUCGGUCACUUCGUCGUCCGCCGCCUCGUCGGGAUCUCCCAACCCGCUGGGCUGCGCCAUGGCGCCCACCGCCGGCGACUUGGAGCACAUGUACUCGCCGCCACCGCCCUAUUCCGCCUGCGGGGAGCUUUUCCAGCCGCAACAGCACCACCACCACCACUCCCAGCAGCAGCAGCAAGCGCAUCCGGACGGCUCUUCGGCUUUCCUGGCCGCCUCUUCGGGGCCCUACCCUCCGCCCCCUUCGUACCACCACUCCCCCAAGGCGGGGACGCCAUCCGGGGCCGACGGCGGCGGCCUCUUCUCCAUGAUCCAGGACUACCCGAGCUUCUUCCCGCCGCCGCCGCCGCCCCCGCCGUGCAGCCAGCGCGACCUCCACGGCGGCGCCGUCGAGCGGAAGCCGUUCUCGUGCCCGCUGGACUCGGUGCGCGUCCCGCCUCCGCUCACGCCCCUCUCCACCAUCCGCAGCUUCAGCCUGGGCGCGCCCCCUGGCGGCUUGGGCGACAGCCCGGCGUCGGGGCCCGCGGCCCGCUUCGCGCCCGGCGCGUACGGCAGCCCGGCCCACUUGCCUUUGCGCCCCAUCCUGCGCCCGCGCAAGUACCCGAACCGUCCCAGCAAGACGCCCGUGCACGAGCGGCCUUACCCGUGCCCGGCCGAGGGCUGCGACCGGCGUUUCUCGCGCUCCGACGAGCUGACGCGCCACAUCCGCAUCCACACGGGCCACAAGCCCUUCCAGUGCCGCAUCUGCAUGCGCAACUUCAGCCGCAGCGACCACCUCACCACGCACAUCCGCACGCACACGGGAGAAAAACCCUUCGCCUGCGACUUCUGCGGGAGGAAGUUCGCCCGCAGCGACGAAAGGAAGCGCCACACCAAGAUCCACCUGCGCCAGAAGGAGCGCAAAGGCGCCAACGCGGCCUCUGGUUCGGGAUCGGCCUCAGCCUCGGGCCCCGGUGCGCCUCCGCCCGGCUCCAUGUGCUCCGGCGGCGGCGCCACUCUAACCUCGUGUGCCUCUCGGACCCGGACGCCCUGAUCCUGAUGCCUCUGGGCCCGCUUUUGGCCACGGACUCGCGUUGCGCGUGAGGGGGCCUCGCCGCCUCCUGCGAUCCGCCGUCCCGCCGUCGGUGGGCAGCGUCCGGCAGGUAACCGGUAAAGGAUCGCCCGCUCUCCACGCCUCAUGCUUGUUGGGGCGGGCUGCUGGACAAACUGCAGGAAGAGAUCGGGUUAGGAUGGACUUUGAGAAGCGCCCCUUCUUAAUACAGACCGGUACCUUUCUCGUGGCGAGAGUUGGGGAGGGGAGGACUCUCAUGUGCACUUUAUAGCCCCCCGAAGAAUCCAGCAGCAAGGAUCCCUUGUUAUUUGCCAAAGCCGGCCAACCCUUGCCCUUCUCACCCCUUCCGGCACGAACGCACCACGGCGUUGCUAAAGAUAGAAACCUUUCUUGUUUCGUUUCGUUUUAACCAUCUAAAAUGCAACUAAUUAAGCAGCGGCCCCCAAGCACUGUUUACUUGGAAAAGCAUGCAAAACCAAUGGAAAUCAAUGCGUCCCUGGAUAAAACAGAAGUGUAAUGGGGACAGGGCGGGGGACAGGAGGCAGGGGGGCAAUAUCUGGCCUUAAUAGUGGGGGGAGGUACUUACCAGAUUUUAAAUAACUAUUUCCUCCCCCCUCCACUGUAUAUUUCCACCUUUUGUGGUCUGUAUUCUUUUGAAAAGCAAUGUGCACUGUUUUCCUCCCUGGGUGAGGAGGGUUAGAAGCGAGUGGACUGAAUGGAGACUUAUUUAACUUAUUUCAAGGGGGACUGUACAUACCUUCUCUAGUGUCUGGCUGCAUGCAAUCGUGUUGAACUGUCCUUGGUGCCUUGUUUUGGGUUUGUAGGCAAUGGUUCAGUGGCUGCAUGGGAAUCCGUUGCCUUACUAAUCACUGCUCAGUGGGGUGGGGUAGGAGAGAUUUAUCAUCAGCUCCCUGGGUUUUAGUAUAGCUGUAUAUUUCUGCCUAUUAAUAUUUGGAUUUUUUCAUAGAAACUCUAUUUUUGUAUGCACUGGGUUUUCCUUUGUGACUUAUUAUUAAGUGUUGCUUUUGUAGAAAAUAUUUUGGUUUGUUGGUUUGUUUUUUGGUUUUUUAAAAAACAGAAGGAUCACAGGAUGUGUAUAAUCUUUCUAGAGGGCUGACAGAGAAGCUGUUGGCUUCUGCACAAUGGGUGAAAUAGAAGCGAUUCCGCCUUUAAAAGGCACAACCACUAACUGGAGCCAUCCCCUCAAGAAAGGCGGUUUUGUCAUGAACGUUGUGUAAAUAAAUGUUUUGUGCAAAGAAAAACCUGUCCUGUUACUACUAUGAAGUAUCCCACACAUUGAGCUACUUGUAUAUUACAUUAAUGGGUACUGGAGAAGGGAUGGAGUCAGGGAAGAGAUUUCCAGCCCUACAUUUGAGAAUUCCCCUUCAUAUACAAAAAUUAAGCGACUACCAGAAAAGUAGUUUAGUUCUUUAACUUUUCUAUCCAUUACCUCCUGGUUCUGCUUACAUUUUCUCUGUCAAACAUAAAUGUAUUUGCCUUCACGUUAACCUGAAUUUAAAGCUGGCUAUGUUGAUACAAGGGACGCGGGUGGCGCUGUGGGUUAAACCACAGAGCCUAGGGCUUGUCGAUCAGAAGGUUGGCGGUUCGAAUCCCUGUGACGGGGUGAGCUCCCGUUGCUCGGUCCCAGCUCCUGCCAACCUAGCAGUUUGAAAGCACGUCAAAGUGCAAGUAGAUAAAUAGGUACCGCUACAGCGGGAAG